Rhopalosiphum padi (bird cherry-oat aphid) is the source of this 2342-nucleotide messenger RNA. Its product is annotated as ethanolaminephosphotransferase 1-like. The record is from RefSeq and is a predicted model, not a curated record. Gene Ontology annotation, biological process: phosphatidylethanolamine biosynthetic process. The coding region runs from base 380 to 1543 and encodes 387 amino acids. The transcript has 9 exons. Gene Ontology annotation, cellular component: Golgi apparatus; endoplasmic reticulum membrane. Lineage: Eukaryota; Metazoa; Arthropoda; Insecta; Hemiptera; Aphididae. Gene Ontology annotation, molecular function: ethanolaminephosphotransferase activity.
UGAUAUUUACCGGCGGCGCCGCGGCGGUGUAAGUUGGACUACAAAACGAUAAACAAUGCAAAGUUCAAGGAUCGACUUUUAAUACUAUAAAUUAUAAUAUUAAAUAUGCGUCUUUGUUUUUUUUUUAAUUGAGAUCUGUAUCCGUGAAUCUUUAUAGUUUUAUUUUCUAUGCAUAAACAAAUAAAAAUGUAUUUAAUAUUUUUUUACGAAUGAAACGCACUUGGGUAUAGUCCAUAAGCCCCACGUAUCAGCUAUCUCGUCUCAUUAUUCAUUAAUACUAUUAUUAAUUUUAUUGAUUUGCUUACAAUAAACUGGUUAAAAUCCUUCUAGAUUAUUCAUAAAUAGGAAUUUUUAAUUGUUAUUAUAUUAAGUUUACACAAUGGUGUUUGAUAACUUAUAUCUUAAUAAGGACCAUCUCGAUGGGUUUGACAAUUACAAAUAUAAUGCAAUUGAUACAAAUCCAUUGGGUACAUAUAUUAUGCAUCCAUUUUGGAACGCAUUAAUUAAAAUCACUCCAAGAUGGAUUGCACCUAAUUUGCUAACUUUUGUUGGUUUUCUUUUUACUGUUGGAGCUUCACUUCUCCUUGCUUAUUAUGAUUAUGGUUUCUAUGUAUCUGGAAUAAAUUACAAAGAUGAUCCAAUACCAAGAUGGGUUUUUGGUGUUGUGUCUUUGUUUAUUUUCAUAUCAUAUUCUCUUGAUGGUCUUGAUGGUAAACAAGCUAGGCGUACAGGCACAAGUGGCCCACUUGGUGAACUGUUUGAUCACGGUCUGGAUUCCUGGACAACUGUUUUUAUCCCCACUGCACUUUAUUCAAUAUUUGGGCGUGAUGAUCCGAACACUAUUCAACCAUUACGGAUGUAUUAUAUCUGUAUAAUGGUUUUCAUUAAUUUUUAUUUGGCUCAUUGGGAAAAGUAUAACACUGGAGUAUUAUAUUUACCAUGGAGUUAUGAUUUUUCAAUGGUUGGAUUAGUAUUUUUCUUUGGUCUUACUGCUAUUUUUGGUCCUGAAAGAUGGAAAAUGUCUAUAACAGAAAAUUAUUCCUUUGGACAUAUCACUGAAAUAACAUUUUAUUUUACCACAUUUGUUACUAAUAUUCCAGUUUCAAUUUAUAAUAUUUAUGUAAGUUACAGGGACAAAACAGGUAAAAAUUUAAGUAUUCUAGAAGGUAGUCGACCAUUAAUUCCUUUGACUGUCUUUGUGUCUUUAUGUUUGAUAUGGGUAAAAAUGUCACCUACUAAUAUUCUUGAAAGGGAUCCAAGAAUAUUUUUUAUGAUGAGUGGAGCAAUAUUUUCAAAUAUUUGUUGUCGUUUAAUUGUGGCUCAAAUGAGCAAGACUCGCUGUGAAGCACACAAUAAUUUGUUGUCGCUUAUGGUUGUAGCUAUAUUUUUCAGUGUGUUUUUACCUCCCAUUGAAUUAAUUUGUAUGUACAUUAUGGCAUUAAUAAGCAUUGUAACACACAUCUAUUAUGGAGGCUGUGUAGUGAAACAAAUGGCAGAUCAUUUUAAAAUCAUGUGUUUCAAAAUACCAUACAAGAAACAUUAAGUAUAAUAUAUUAUAAAAAUAAUUUUUAUUUUAUUUUAUAUUCUUUUUAUUAACUACUUAAAUCAGCAUUAGCAUUAAUGAAACAGUUGUUACUAAAUGUUAUUCAUUUUUUUAAUCUCAUUACAGAGUAGCCAUACUUAUGAAAUAUUAUUUUUUAUAUUUGUAUAAUUGUUUAUACAUUACUUGUAUACAAGUUAUUAUCAUUAAUAACAUAAUUUAAAAAUUGAUAUAGUACAUUUUAUUUUAAUAAUUAUUGUACUAAUUAAAUUAUUUUUUAUUUUUAUUUAUUGAAAAAUAUUGUAUUCAUCAAAUUUAAGUUUAAAAAAGCUUAAAUAUGACUACUUUCAAGAGUUUGAAUUAAUUUUCCUUUGAAUGCAAUUAAUUCAAAAAUAUUGAACAAAUAGUGAUACUGAAUAAAACAUUGGCAGUUAUUUAAUUAUUUAUUGUUAUAUUAUUUUAAUGUAAACGUUUAAUAUGAAAUAACCUUAAUUGGUACUUUUUUUUUUAAACGGAUUGUAUUCUAUAAUUAGCUAUAGUAUCUAUAUAAUACUAAUUUUAAAUUAUUAAGGUAUCUUAUAAAAUGUCCAAGUUACUACAAUAUAACUUUACUUUUUAGAACAUUUUUUUUAUUUUGUAAUUAAUUAAAUCAUUUGACUUUAUUAUAAUAGAACUUAGACAAUAAGUUAAUUAAUAUCAUGAAUGACUUGACUACUGUUUGAGUUUGUAUUUUUAUUGUUUUUUUUUUUUUUUAAACUUGUGUGUGAUAAAAAAGAUCAAUUAGUAAAUUUAUGACUACAUA